UAGGUUAUAAUUGGAGGUCUAGGUUAUUCCGCCAUGCUCAAAAACCAUAUAAACAACACCAUAAAUCGGUCCCCAUUCUCAACCUUCUUCCUUCUUCCCAUUAUCACUUUAAGCUUUCUCAGUUUUUGCUCUCGCAACACCAUACCAACCGAGGUGCCCAUCUGAUAUAUUUGCUGUAAAAUCGUAAUUGGUUGCUCUACGAAGGUUGAAAUACAUCCACUUCCUCAGAGUUCUUUUGUUGAUUCAAAAUUCCAGGGAAUGCUGAAAGAUGUGCUUUGAAGCUGAGAACUAUUCCUUUGAGAUUGAUGAGCUUGUAGCUCCUAUUGGGCUGCCAUUCUUUAUCUAUGAUGAGAUUGGACACUUGAAACUCAGCCCAUACCAGUUCUGUGCUCAUUUACACAAUGAUGCAAGGAAUCCAAGGGAGCACAUCUUCUCAAAACAUGAUAUCUGUGAAGAUGGUUGAUUGAGAUUUUUCACUUUAUAGAAGAGUAGGUACGUAUAAUAAGCCUCUCACUACCAGCAUCGUAUUAACUAUAUUAAGUAUACAUAGCAUAUAGUUUGCACAAGGGUUGUAACUAGAAAUGGAAAAGAAAGGGAGUAUUUUGAUGCAACGCUAUGAGCUAGGGAGAUUAUUAGGCCAAGGAACCUUUGCCAAGGUCUAUUAUGCAAGGAACCUAAAAACUGGAAUGAGUGUCGCCAUUAAGGUAGUUGACAAAGAGAAGGUGCUGAAAGUUGGGAUGAUUGAUCAAAUCAAGAGAGAAAUUUCUGUAAUGAGGCUGAUUAGGCAUCCCAAUGUGGUGGAGCUUUAUGAGGUGAUGGCAAGCAAGACUAAAAUUUACUUUGUUAUGGAGUAUGUUAAAGGAGGUGAGCUCUUUAACAAGGUUUCAAAAGGAAAGCUUAAGGAGGAUGUUGCAAGAAAGUAUUUUCAGCAGCUGAUUUGUGCUGUUGAUUACUGCCAUAGUAGAGGUGUUUGCCAUCGUGAUCUUAAACCUGAAAACCUACUGUUGGAUGAGAAUGGAAAUCUUAAGGUUUCAGAUUUCGGAUUGAGUUCCCUUGCUGAGUCUAAGCACCAAGAUGGGUUACUCCAUACAACUUGUGGCACCCCUGCCUAUGUUUCCCCUGAAGUCAUUAACAGAAAAGGCUAUGAUGGUGCCAAAACUGAUAUAUGGUCUUGUGGGGUGAUCUUGUUUGUUCUUUUGGCUGGUUAUCUCCCAUUCCAUGACUUAAAUCUAAUGGAGAUGUAUAGGAAGAUUGCCAAAGGAGAAUUCAAGUUCCCCAACUGGUUUGCCCCUGAAGUACGCAAGUUGGUGUCAAAGAUGUUGGAUCCUAACCCAAGAACAAGGAUCUCCAUAGAAAAAAUCAUGGAAAACUCUUGGUUUCGAAAGGGGUUGGAGCAGAAGAAGCCUGUGAAAGAUGAUGAGAAAGAGCCAGCCCCUAUUGAUACUGAUGCAAUUUUUGGAUGCAAUGAAGAUCAGACCCCUGCCACUACUGAUUUAAAGCAAGAAUUAGCAAAGCCUUGUAACUUGAAUGCUUUUGACAUCAUAUCCUACUCUUCAGGCUUUGAUCUUUCUGGUUUGUUUGUAGAGAAGGAGAGAAAAAAAGAAAUGAGAUUCACUUCCAACAGGCCUUCUUUCACCAUCAUUUCUAAGCUGGAAGACAUUGCCAAGCGUCUGAGACUGAAGAUAAAGAAGAAAGAUGGAGGGUUAUUGAAGUUAGAAGGUUCCAAGGAAGGAAGGAAAGGACUUGUGGAAAUUGAUGCAGAGAUCUUUGAGAUCACCCCUAACUUUCAUUUGGUUGAAAUGAAGAAGUCAAAUGGUGAUACAUUGGAGUAUCAGAAGAUAAUGAAACAGGACAUUAGACCAGCUCUGAAGGACAUCAUUUGGACUUGGCAAGGUGAGCAGCCAAAGCAACUCGAGCCGCCGCCACAGAUAGCUGAGCAACAGCAGCAGCAGCCUUCAGAUGCACUCCCGGUUCAAAUUGUCAUUCCACAGGAAUCAUAAUAUGUGCUAUGUUUUCUAUAUUAUUACUAUUAUUAUUCCUCUGUCACUCUUUAGUAGCCUUGAUUCUUUUAAAACUACUCUUAUAUUUAAUCUUGGUGAAUAUUUGUGUGGAUGCUGUAAUAGUGUGGGCUAUGAAAUAUUACCAACUAUAUUUUCUAGUA
This is a messenger RNA of Humulus lupulus (European hop), 2161 nucleotides long. RefSeq names its product CBL-interacting protein kinase 2-like. The coding region runs from base 582 to 2000 and encodes 472 amino acids. Lineage: Eukaryota; Viridiplantae; Streptophyta; Magnoliopsida; Rosales; Cannabaceae. Gene Ontology annotation, molecular function: ATP binding; protein kinase activity. The record is from RefSeq and is a predicted model, not a curated record. The transcript has 2 exons. Gene Ontology annotation, biological process: protein phosphorylation; signal transduction.